Raphanus sativus (radish) is the source of this 897-nucleotide messenger RNA. RefSeq lists its product as uncharacterized. The transcript has a single exon. NCBI's taxonomy places the organism in Eukaryota, Viridiplantae, Streptophyta, Magnoliopsida, Brassicales, Brassicaceae. The record is from RefSeq and is a predicted model, not a curated record. The coding region runs from base 1 to 897 and encodes 298 amino acids.
AUGCUAAAGGUUAGACCUCUUGUGACCGACUUGAUGAGGUGUAAUAUUGGAGAUGGGAAAAGUGUGAGCUUUUGGCAUGAUUGGUGGACUGAUUUUGGGCCUCUAGUCUCUAUGUUUGGCGAGAGAGAACCGAGGGAGCUGCAGAUCCCUCUUGACUCGACGGUUUGCAAUGCAACCCAGAAUGGGUUCUGGUCACUACCUCCAGCCAGGUCUGAAGAGGCAGAAACACUUCAAGUGGUUCUAGCCACAAUGGAGGCUCCUUUAGAGUCGCGUGGAGGGGACAGAUUCUUGUGGAGGAAUGGUCCUUGUUCUUAUUUGCCAAAAUUCUCGUCAAAGGGGACGUGGAACUUCAUUCGGCAGGUUUCUCCUACAGUUCCUUGGUCAAAGCUUAUCUGGUUCAAGGAGGAGAUACCCCGAUGUACCUUUGUUACGUGGCUAGCUAUUCAAGCAAGGUUGCCAACCCGUGAUAGGCUGGUAUCUUGGGGAAUGAACGUUCCAGAGGCAUGUCCUCUCUGCCCUGAUGGAUUGGAAACACAUGAUCACUUGUUCUUCACAUGUGACUUCUCUAAACAGGUUUGGGAUCGCUUCACUGGCUGGAUGCUGCCUACAACUCCAGUUUCUUUCGACUCCUUGCUGUCUCUCAUUGACCACCAGCGGUUCGUGACUUAUAGGGGUGGUCGAUCGGUCUUAAAACUCUUGCUGCAGGUAAUAGUUUAUAGCAUUUGGCGUGAGAGGAACAACCGCAUCUUCAGGCAAGCAACAUCUCCUGUAGCUGCGGUCGAUGCAGGAGUUGAUCGGCUAAUGCGAGAUCGCCUCCUCUCAGUUCCACCCCGUGCUGAAGACUCCUUUUCUUUGCUGCAGCUCUUCUUUUCGAUUAUGUAUUCUUACCCUCCUUAA